Penicillium cosmopolitanum is the source of this 1623-nucleotide messenger RNA. RefSeq names its product cytochrome P450. The coding region runs from base 1 to 1623 and encodes 540 amino acids. The transcript is spliced from 5 exons. The record is from RefSeq and is a predicted model, not a curated record. Gene Ontology annotation, molecular function: iron ion binding; oxidoreductase activity, acting on paired donors, with incorporation or reduction of molecular oxygen; monooxygenase activity. Lineage: Eukaryota; Fungi; Ascomycota; Eurotiomycetes; Eurotiales; Aspergillaceae.
AUGGCGGUCUUCGCCGAAUUGAUCCAGAGUCCCUACGCGGUCCAAGGUCUAGUCGUUUCCCUUGUCGCCGUGCUGCUCUCCAUAUUUUGGCAAGAUCUGGCAGACGAAAUUCCCCAUCGUCGAAUCCCCCUUAUCGGUAAAGAUGGAUGGGAUCUUCUCAAUAAGAAGACCAGACAGCGCUUUAAAUCGAGUGCUCGAGAAUUGAUCAUGGAGGGGUUCUCUAAGGGUGCGAAUAUAUUCCAACUCAUCUCCGAGAGGCCAUUGGUGAUCCUUCACCCUAAGUAUAUCGACGAGAUCAAGAAUCAUCCCCAUUUGGAUUUCCAGGGUGCUGUUGAAAGAAACUUCUUCGACGAUCGAAUCUCUGGGUUUGAACCAUUCCAUCCUGGCGUCGGCGGGCAGGUAACUGUUGAUUUGGUGCGGACCAAGUUGACCCAAGCACUCGGGUUAGUUACUACCGACAACAUCUAUCUAACUUCUCUUCUUAUCCACGAAGAAUGGACACCCUACAACUUCUCCGCAAAGAUCCCCUACGUCGUAGCACGUCUCUCAACCCGCGCCUUCCUAGGCGAAACGCUCGCCAACAACAAAGAAUGGAUCGAAAUCUCAGUCAACUACACCAUCGACGCCUUCAACGCCGCCCGUGAACUGCGGCAGUGGCUAACCAUCCUGCGUCCGGUGGCGCAGUACUUCCUCACGACAACAAGGAAACUCCGAAACCACCUAGCGCAGGGAAAAUUGAUCAUUGAUGCGGAAAUUAAGAGACGACACCAGGCCGCCAAAAACAAAACCGAAACUGAGAGCGAAAAUGAACCCCGAGUUCAGGAUACAUUGGACUGGUACGAGUCAUUGUCUAAGUCAUCUGGUCGAUCUGUCAAUAUAUCGAAUGGCCAGAUAGCGCUGUCAUUGGCAGCUAUCCACACCACUUCUAACCUUUUGACGAAUGUUAUGUAUGACCUCGCCGCGUACCCGGAAUAUAUCCAGCCACUGCGCGAUGAGAUUCGGGCCGUUAUAGCUGAGGACGGAUGUUUGAAGAAGUCUAGUCUGUUGAAGUUGAAGUUAAUGGACAGCGUGAUGAAGGAGACGCAGCGAAUUCAUCCGGUCUCUAUGAGUGAGUUUAAUCCUCCCCAAACACCAACCCGCGUGCAAUCCUCGGGCCUGGGGCUCCCCUUCCAUAUGGAUUGCCCAGAAAGGAAAUCCCCCCUAUCAGACGGAACGGUCAUACCAAAAGGCGCAAUGGUCGGAGUAUCAACACACACCAAUGAAGACGAAACAAUCUACCCCUCCCCACAAAUCUACGACGGCUACAGAUUCUACAAAAAGCGCCAGGAACCCGGCAACGAGCAACGGUUCCAAUUCGUCACGACCUCGCGCGAGAGUUUCGGUUUCGGUCACGGGGUGCAUGCUUGUCCCGGUCGAUUCUUUGCAGCGAAUGAGUCGAAGAUUUUUCUCGUACAUUUGUUGCUUAAGUAUGAUUGGAAGUUGAAGAGUGGUGAUGGUGAUGGUGGUGUGGCUGGGAGGCCGGCGAAUUUCGAUCAUGGGACGGAAAUCAUUACAGAUCCGCGUGUUGAAUUGCUCUUUCGCUCCAGGAGGCCGGAGAUCGACCUUGCGGCGCUUGGGGAGUAG